UCUCGGUCCCUCCAAGGUUUGUGCUCACCUCGUGUCUCCGUCCCGCUGUCCCGCUCAUUGUUUGGUUUCUUCAAGGCAAGUGUACCGACGACUAGCCAUACCUAUCUCUAUCUCGAUUGCACCCCUCCCCCUCCCCCUCCACAUCCCACCUCCAAGCGCAAAACGCUGCCAGCGCCCAAAAUCUCUAACCAUGGCCGUCCGCAACACCAUUGACCAAGAGUUCCCCUGCUCACUAACAAUUAACGUCCCCUUCCCGACCCCGCGCCUAGCCAAAGUCGCACACAAAGCCCUCGCCGUCGACCAAGAACUCUCCCCUCUUGUCCGCCGCACCUUCUCCAUCGAUUCCGACUCACCGAGCACCGCCGACGCUGACGCCGAUGCUGCCUCCGUCCUCCGCGUACACUACAAAGCCACCACGAACCGCAUGCUUCGCGUGGCCGUCAAUGGCCUCAUGGAGAGUCUGAACCUUGUCGUCGAAGUUAUGGAGGAGCUGGAUGUUGAUGUCUUGGAACAUAAUCGGAUCUCUUCGCAAUAAGGGAUUCAUAAGAGAAGGAGAGGGAGAGACGCUGCAAGGAGGCUGAAAACGCCUCUAUGAAUUGCCACUCGAAAUAUGGAGAACUAAAAGAAGCGAGAAAGAAGAAGCCACCCUUAAAAUCUGGGAAGAGAGCGCGAGAGCGCAGUCGAACGCGACGGGAAGAGGAGACGGAAAAUGAUGCAUCAUGACUUUAUAUUUUU
This is a messenger RNA of Colletotrichum godetiae, 735 nucleotides long. Its product is annotated as transcription factor Pcc1-domain-containing protein. Gene Ontology annotation, cellular component: EKC/KEOPS complex. Bases 191 to 535 code for a protein of 114 amino acids. The transcript is spliced from 3 exons. Lineage: Eukaryota; Fungi; Ascomycota; Sordariomycetes; Glomerellales; Glomerellaceae. The record is from RefSeq and is a predicted model, not a curated record.